AUGUCUUCAUCCUAUUCAAUCAAUUCUCAAUCUUCUUCUGGAAUAGGACGUGUAUUCUGUCAUUUGACAGAGGUAUGGGGUAUGAAUCUAGGGACGAGGUCCUGCGAACCAGGCAAGAGCCCUACCCUAUCAUCUAGACCGUCUACACUACAUUUCUGCCCACUCUGCGAUAAACCAUUCAUCAAAGAGUCCUCACGAAAUCGACAUCGCCGCUAUUGUGGAAGUCGUACGUCAAGCCGACCGCGAUCUUGCAGGGCUUGCAACACUUCAAAGGUCAAAUGUAGCUUCGAGAAACCGUGUCUGAGAUGUACGAAAAGAGGUGUGCCUUGCGUUUAUGAUGAAUCAGCAUCAACGCGCAACCCGAGGUCGUCGUCGCCCGUGGACGAACGUAUAGAUCAACCCAAAGUCUACAGCCCCACGACGUCACCAAGUGUCGGCGGAACAUUCUCGGGCAGUGAUCCGACCAUGUACACCGAACCGACCGACUCUGAGCACAGCACGACCGGCCUCGAGCCCUGGACGACUACAGCCAACGUCGACAACAGCGACGGUUUUGUCCAAUUAGUCAACUCAGAGCCAUACUUGUUUCAAGACGCAUUCAGUACCUUUGACGGCUCAUCACUCUUCGACGACUUGAUAUGGGACCAUCCCGGUUGCUCGAAAACCGCGCCUACGGCGGCGAAAGGCGGGAUCGUCCCUGUGGAGCAAGCGUCUGGCUGGUGCACAUGGACACAACGAGGCCUUUCGUUUGCCGUCGACACCGACACUCCUCUGGCGAGGACCGUUUCUGGUCACGCGCGACCAGAAGCUCACCGGAGUGCCGACCUCGUCAUCCAAGCGUUGCGCGCGUUUCCUGUCAUGAUGCGUCGGAGAGAGACACUCCCUUGGUUUAUUCACCCUCACUCCAAUGUCCUGGCGACAAAAUCAACACCACCAUCGGAUCUACCUGAUGCUCUAUCAACUUGCAUGGGUAUCGCACAGAUGUUGGCUUCCAGCACGCCAGACACAAAACCUUUUCUCUGGCGGACCAUCGGGGCGGAAUGUAAUCGUCUUGCAAAUGAGAUGCCUCGGAUGUCUCCAUUCGACAAUCUCGCGGCACAACAAGCUUGCAUGGUAUAUUUAAUCAUGUGUAUCGUGGAUCACUCACCGAUCAAUGCCGGGUACGGUCAAGAAAUCACACACAUACUAUUUAAUUUUUGCGUCACCUUCAAAGGCAUGUUUGGUGGACACGGGAGUGAAAGUGAAUUGACGAACCCAAGUCUAUGUUGGGAAGAUUGGAUCUUUGCAGAAUCCCGGAGACGAAUGACGAUCCUGUGGCUACUCAUUGGAUGUGCCGCCUGUGUGAAAACUGGUGGUGUCUGCGACUCUUCAGGGAGUACAAGAAGCAUGGCACUCCCCGGACCAAAACCAGUGUGGGAAGCAACCUCCCAAACAACGUGGGAGACGGAAUACGCCGCCAGUCGAAUGCUUCAAAUGGACGGACUAGUCACGGUCGGUGAUCUCGUCGACACGCAACAUUCGGCCCGCGACGAUUCUGUAAGUGCGAGAAAACUGGACUGCUGGAACGCAGGAAUCGACAAUGCCGGAUCAUUGGUGAAUCUGAUUGGAAGUAUGGUAUGACAACCGAUGAUACGACCCUGAAAAUUUCCAAACCUCAACGACCUUUGAUCGACCGCGCCGUCGCCUAGAUUUCACCAAUUUUUUCUUCCAAAAGAAAAAGAAAAAAAAAAGAAUUUCUACCAUGCAAUGGGACCGUGGAUGUUGGUGAAAGUACCCGUCGGUCCCCCUUCCUCGGCGGUGGCCAACUCGACGAUCCUCCUGGCCCCCACCUCGGGGGUCUCCCCCAUGGUGUACCUGGUCAGGGCGGAACGGACCAGACCCGGACACACGGCGUUGACCGAGGCCCCGACGUCCUCCAAGAUCCUGGAGUACUGGACGGCCAGCAUGUCGACCCCGGCCUUGCUGGUGUCGUAGGCCUUGUAGUCGAGCGGGUACCAGGGGUUGGUCUUGACGCCGGCCUCCUGGAUGGACCCCAUGAUGGAAGAGACGAAGACGACACGCGGGUGGUGUCGGGCCGCCGCCGCUUUUCGCAACAGUGGCACGCACGCGUCGGUCAGACAGGCCGUGCCGACGACGUUGACCGACACGGUCCGGGUGAAGAUUUCUCUCGUCGUGAGGCCCUUGGUCGACUCGUUGACCCCGGGCACGUAGUCGAUCAAGAUACCCGCGUUGUUGACGAGGACGUCGAGGAGACCAAAAUCCUUUUCGAUCUUGUCGACCGCGGCGGCGAUGGAUGCGUCGGAAGUGACGUCCAGUUGGACGGCCUCGGCAGAGUGUCCUUGGGAGGUGAUGGAUUUGGCCACUUUUUCUCCCGCCUCCAGAUUCCGAGAACCGACGAGGACGUGGAAACCAUGGUCUCGAGCCAGGAUCCUGGCGGUCGCUUCACCAAUCUGUUUUUUGAAGAGGGCAAAAGUGGGUCAGUCAGAUCGAUCAAUCAAUCUCACGAGCAGGCGGUACUUGAGACUACUUACGCCAGUGUUUGCUCCCGAAAUCAAGGCGAUUGUUUUUUGGGUCGUAGACAUGCUGGGGUUUGUAUUUCGUGACUUUUUAUGAUAGAACUUGUAAUGGUCUUGAAGGGUGUUUAAUUCCUGAGAUGCUCAAACCUCGAAGAAUUUAUAAACAUAUCUGCAUGUGUGUGUGUGUAUAUAUAUACAUACCCAAGCUCAGUACGGAGCAUUCGUGGAUGACAAUUUGGCCGAAAGAUGUCUUUCGACCGCCAUCCUUUCGCGACUAUGGGUUUACAAGCAAUUCGGCACAUUUGGCCGAUUAUCUCAAGUCAAAACGUCUAUCU
Exophiala oligosperma is the source of this 2851-nucleotide messenger RNA. RefSeq lists its product as uncharacterized. Gene Ontology annotation, molecular function: DNA-binding transcription factor activity, RNA polymerase II-specific; zinc ion binding. The record is from RefSeq and is a predicted model, not a curated record. Gene Ontology annotation, biological process: regulation of DNA-templated transcription. NCBI's taxonomy places the organism in Eukaryota, Fungi, Ascomycota, Eurotiomycetes, Chaetothyriales, Herpotrichiellaceae. The transcript is spliced from 5 exons. The coding region runs from base 1 to 1620 and encodes 539 amino acids.